Cutaneotrichosporon cavernicola is the source of this 324-nucleotide messenger RNA. RefSeq lists its product as uncharacterized. The coding region runs from base 1 to 324 and encodes 107 amino acids. The transcript is spliced from 3 exons. The record is from RefSeq and is a predicted model, not a curated record. Lineage: Eukaryota; Fungi; Basidiomycota; Tremellomycetes; Trichosporonales; Trichosporonaceae.
AUGAGGUCGCUACUCGAAUCACCCAUCCUCUCCCCCCUCCGUUCGCUGAGCCAGACUCCAGUGCCCAAAGGCCCGGAAAUCGAGGAGGGUUUCGACAUCUCUCCUUCCCUCACAGCAAAUGAUAUGGACCGGUACGCCGCAUUCCUAUCCGCGAUCCGCUCCGAGUACGCAAACGACCCGAACGUCCGUGACGAUCCGUCGUUCCAGGGCAUCGGGGGAAUCGUGUUCGACGUCGCUGAGGAGGACGAGGUCGAGACCAAUGAGAAAAAGGGCGACCAAGUCGAGGUGGUAGUCGCCGAGGACACCGAGGUUGCGGUGGUGUAG